UCUUUCAAGCCUGCUGAAAGGUAUAAUAUUCAAAGACAAUAUCCGAAUUCCAUAUCUUAUCGCAUAAUAUAAGAAUCCUCUUUUAAAAGAUUAUCUCAAGGGUUCGUGCGUAUCCAUGAAGGCAUGAUGUCUUCAGAUGCCAAAGAACGUCCAUGCCUUUUUAUUCAGAGAAACCCAAAAGAAUCCUCUUUCCAUGCCCAUCAAGAGCUCUCUCGCUCCCCAUAUCCUAGAGCUCUGGUUCUUCGCCUCUCUUCCUACCCUCCGUCUCUUUAAUAAACUCUUCCUGCCCGGGGCAAGAAGCUAACGCGCUGCGGUCGUCUUGAACGAUUUGGGCGGCCAGGAUCUCCUCGUCUCGUGAUCGAACGGAGGAAGCGAGCUGGUCGGCUCCUUCUCGUGAGUACCGAAGAAAAGGUUGAUAGUGCUAGAGGAUUUUGCUCAUGGAGGUCAAUGGCUUACGACAAAUAAAUAGAACAGAACAUGCUAUUCAGGAGUAUCAUGAUGCAAAGUUAGUGAACGAUGUUGGUGAAUUUGACCCUUGGACAGCAUGGGCAUACAAGCCUCGCACAAUUUCCUUGCUGCUUCUUGGUGCAGGUCUUUUAAUUUGGGCAAGUGGAGCACUUGAUCCAGAAAGGACUGCAUCCAACGACACUGUCACAUCCGUGAAGGGGGGUGUCUGGGCAAUGGUUGCAGUAUUUCUCGCAUAUUGCUUGCUUCAAGCACCUUCUACGGUGCUUAUUAGGCCACAUCCUGCUGUUUGGCGCCUGGUUCAUGGAAUGGCUGUUGUCUAUCUUGUUGCCCUUACCUUUUUGCUCUUCCAGAACCGUGAUGAUGCUCGACAGUUCAUGAAGUACCUUCACCCUGAUCUUGGAGAUGAACUACCUGAAAGAUCUUAUGGAUCUGAUUGCCGUAUUUAUGUACCAGAGAAUCCUAAAAGCAGGUUUAACAAUGUUUAUGAAACGCUGUUUGAUGAGUUUGUUCUUGCUCAUAUUUUUGGCUGGUGGGGCAAAGCUAUAAUGAUAAGGAGUCAACCACUAUUGUGGGUUCUGUCAGUUGGGUUUGAAUUAAUGGAGCUCACUUUCCGUCAUAUGCUGCCAAACUUUAAUGAAUGUUGGUGGGAUAGUAUUAUUUUGGAUAUUUUGAUCUGCAAUUGGUUUGGUAUCUGGGCAGGAAUGCAUACUGUUAGGUACUUCGAUGGUAAAACAUAUGAAUGGGUUGGUCUAAGCCGCCAGCCAAAUAUCAUGGGUAAGGUGAAAAGAACAUUGGGCCAGUUCACACCUGCACGGUGGGACAAAGAUGAGUGGCACCCGAUGCUUGGGCCAUGGAGGUUCAUCCAAGUGCUCAGUCUUUGCAUUGCUUUUAUGACGGUGGAGCUUAACACCUUUUUUCUCAAGUUCUGUCUUUGGAUUCCUCCUCGAAAUCCCGUGGUUGUGUAUAGGUUGAUCCUAUGGUGGCUAGUAGCAAUACCAACCAUCCGUGAGUACAAUUCCUAUUUGCAAGACAGAAAACCUGUGAAAAAGGUUGGAGUAUUCUGUUGGCUUUCUCUAGCCAUAUGCAUAGUGGAGCUCCUUAUCUGUAUAAAGUUUGGGCAUGGUCUGUUUCCCAAUCCGAUGCCUCCAUGGUUGAUAAUUUUCUGGGGAUCAAUUGGAAUGGCAUUUGUGAUUUUCCUGCUAGUUUGGUCUUGGAGAAUUCAUCAAACUAGACUGAAAAAGAGGCAAUGAUUUCCAUCGCUUUAAUUUUCUAUUUAUUCUUUUCUCCCUUUUUUGUUUCCUGGAUGCAUACCUUGUAUGUAUGCAUCAUCAAGUUCUGUAAAUGCUUAGGCUCUGCUUAGACUGGAAAUUAAUCCGGCAUGUAUAGUAUCUUUAGAUUUACAUAUUUUACCCUGCUAGAAAUAUCAUUCAAGCCAGAGGUUCGUUUGCUUUUUCACUUAUAUACAAAAGUUGAAUACAGGGCUGGAUACUGAUCAUCUAAUAAAACUAUGAGCUUUUGUCAAGU
Molecule: messenger RNA, 1992 nt
Organism: Phoenix dactylifera (date palm)
Lineage: Eukaryota; Viridiplantae; Streptophyta; Magnoliopsida; Arecales; Arecaceae
Product: CDP-diacylglycerol--serine O-phosphatidyltransferase 1-like
Biological process (GO): phosphatidylserine biosynthetic process
Molecular function (GO): L-serine-phosphatidylethanolamine phosphatidyltransferase activity
Source: RefSeq, a predicted model, not a curated record